Trichobilharzia szidati is the source of this 1049-nucleotide messenger RNA. NCBI's taxonomy places the organism in Eukaryota, Metazoa, Platyhelminthes, Trematoda, Strigeidida, Schistosomatidae. The record is from the annotation of a GenBank genome assembly.
AUGGAUGGUGAUCCUAACGUCGUUGUCCUGAAUAACGUUACAUACCGCUUAUCAGAACUUUCUGCAGAAGAGAAAUUCAGAAUAGAACAUUUAAAAUAUCAUGAGAAACACAGAGGUCAUGAAAAAAUGCAUCUUGAGAUGUUUCUGGUGGCAGUGUUCAGUCUAUUGGUUUGUCAGAUGGGACUUAUGUUUUGGAAACAGCGUCACUUUCGAUCCUACCAACUCGUAACACUCAUUGCCAUGUGGUUAGUGCCAUUUAUAUACAGCAUAUUCGCGGACUUUUCAAGAUUUGUUGUUAUUUGGGUUCUGUUUUCAUUAACCACAGGGGCAAUGGUGUAUUUGGCUUCAAAAAAGCGUAUCAGCACUACUACACCGAGGCGAGUAUAUCGAUGGUUCUUAUUUAUUCAUACAAUCUCUUAUAUCCUCGGUGUUGGCGGCUACAUUCUAAUGAUGUUAACAUUUUUUCAAGUGAAUCUUCUGUUCUUACUGCCUACAAAAAUUGCAAUGGAUAUAGCUAUGCUGGCUUUAUUCUACGGUCUUUAUUAUGGCGUGAUUGCAAGAGAUUUCGCUGAAGUAUGUACAGAUAAAAUGGCUGCAAAAAUAGCAUAUCGAGUACCACAUGGUAUGCCAGUUCGACGAAUUGAUCCAUCCAUAUGCUCAAUAUGUACAAAUGAUUUAACAACAGAUAGUGGAGAAAAAGUUCAUCGACUCAAUUGUACUCAUGUCUUCCAUGAUUUUUGUAUACGAGGUUGGUGUAUCAUCGGGAAGAAAGAUACAUGUCCAUAUUGUAAUGAGAAGGUGAACUUGAAGCAAACAUUUACAAAUCCAUGGGAUAAACCGCAUAUUUUAUACGGGAAUCUAUUGGAUUGGGUUCGUUAUCUAGUUGCUUGGCAACCUGUGAUAUUAGGCUUUGUUCAACUUGUGAACACUGCUCUAGGUUUACAAUGAAGAAAAAGCAGCAGAAGAAGAAGAAGGUGGAAGAGGUGGCGAAGAGUCAACUGCAUCAAUCACAAUCAUAAGAAGAAGAAACUAACUAGUCUGGUACACCA